UAUGUGAAGCGGUAUCCACAGCUUAUGAUUAAAAAAAAAAAUCCAUUGUUUAGGAAUUGUUGUAGAACUUAAAAACGAAGAAGAGGAGGAAUCUGGCCGUCUUAUUCUUCCUAUUCAAAGAUGAGAAAUUUCCCUCCAAUGACAGUUUAUAGUUAAAACUAUGAGACAUGAGAACAACAAAAUUGCAUCAAAACCCACGGCACUUUCCAAACGACCUUCCACAACAAAUCAUUGGAAUUACAGAAGCAUUAGCCAAGAACAAUUCGAACCCAAAUCAACCCAGUUGGUCUUACAUCAUAAGAAACCAUCUUUCUCAAGGAAAUCCCAAACAAGUGCUUUCUUUAUACACCCAAAUACGCCAAAACGGACUACACAUUUUAGGCCUGGUUCCUUUGAUUUUCAAGGCAUGUGCUUCUGCUUCAACCCAAACUUAUGGGAAAUCUUUGCAUGCCGAAUCAAUCAAAGCUGGGGUAGCCAUUGAUUUACACACUGCCUCGUCAUUGCUGAAUAUGUAUUCGAAAUGCGGCAACCUGGCUGAUUCCCGGAAGGUGUUUGAUGAGAUGCCUGAACGAAAUGUGGUGACAUGGAAUGCGAUGAUUGCUGGGUAUUUGAAAAACGGGGAUAGGGAUUCUGCAUUGGAUUUGUUUGAGAAGAUGUCAAUUAGAAGAAAUUCAGUGACUUGGAUUGUGAUGAUUGAUGGGUUUGCAAAGAGUAGAGAUACUUUAAAAGCAAGGCAUUUUUUUGAUAAAGUUCCAUUGGAGUUGGGAAAUGUGGUGACUUGGACAGUGAUGGUUGAUGGGUAUACUGCAAAUGGUGAAUUAGAGGCUGCAAGGGAACUCUUUGAGAUGAUGCCUGCAAGGAAUUUCUUUGUUUGGUCAUCCAUGAUUUCUGGGUAUUGUAAGAGAGGUGAUGUUAAGGAAGCAAGGUAUAUUUUUGAUAGAAUCCCUGUUAGGAAUUUGGUGAAUUGGAAUUCAUUAAUUUCAGGUUAUGCACAAAAUGGGUUUUGUAAGGAAGCUUUGGAAAUGUUUAGGAAAAUGCAAAGUGAAGGUUUUGAACCUGAUGAAGUUACUAUCACAAGUGUUUUAUCUGCUUGUGCACAAUUAGGUGAAUUAGAUGUUGGAAAAGAAAUCCAUUAUCUUAUUAAGGGUAAGGGACUGACGGUUAAUCAGUUUGUUUUGAAUGCAUUGUUGGAUAUGUAUGCAAAGUGUGGAGAUUUAGCCCAUGCAAGAUUGAUCUUUGAAGGAAUGGGUUAUAGGACAAGCUCCUUCUGGAAUUCUAUGAUCUUAGGUUUUGCUAUUCAUGGACAGAGCAAAGAGGCUCUUGAGUUUUUUAGAAGGAUGGAAGAGUUGAAUGAGAUGCCAGAUGACAUUACUUUCCUUUCUCUUCUAUCGGCUUGUGCCCAUGGGGGAUUUGUAGACGAAGGGUUAGAUAUCUUCUCCAAGAUGGAGACCUACGGCUUGGUAGCAGGCAUCAAACAUUAUGGCUGCUUGGUAGACCUACUGGGGCGCGCCGGAAGAUUGAAAGAAGCUUUCGAUUUAAUCAAGAGAAUGCCUAUUAAGCCGAAUGAUGUAGUUUGGGGGGCUUUACUUGGAGCUUGCCGGAUUCAUUUGGAUACAGACAUGGUAGAAAAGGUGAUGCAAGAGAUUGGCAGAGUGGAUCACGGCAUGGAUUCCGGAAAUAGUUCACAUUAUGUGCUGCUGUCAAAUAUUUAUGCAGCUUCAAACAGAUGGGAAAAGGCUGAAAAAAUGAGGAUGGCCAUGGUGAAUGAGGGGUUUCAAAAGAUUCCAGGCCUCAGUUGGCAAAUUAGUUCCCACCAACUUUGAUCCAAUAAGCCACCAACCCUCUUGAACUAUGAUGGACCAUGCAGCGAUAAUGCAAAUUCCAAAAUAGUAGAAAAUAAAUUUAAAACUUAAACUCAAUUUAUUUAUAUAUAAUAAUGAU
Durio zibethinus is the source of this 1941-nucleotide messenger RNA. RefSeq names its product Pentatricopeptide repeat (PPR-like) superfamily protein. Gene Ontology annotation, biological process: RNA modification. The record is from RefSeq and is a predicted model, not a curated record. Gene Ontology annotation, molecular function: RNA binding; protein binding. NCBI's taxonomy places the organism in Eukaryota, Viridiplantae, Streptophyta, Magnoliopsida, Malvales, Malvaceae.